ACCACGGUUCUAAUCACUACGUUCUCAUCCCUCUCUCAUUAUCUUUGCAAACUGAAAUGGCGUCACAACCAGAGACGGAGCAUCCCAAGAAGGCUUUUGGAUGGGCAGCUAGGGACACAUUCACCCAAAAUUACUCUAUGCAUGGCACCCACGAUUCCCAGUCAUACGUCGUCGAUUUAUCGCAAUUUUUUUUUUUUUUCAGGGAAACGGGGGAGAAAGAUGUUGCAUUCAAAAUACAGUACUGUGGAAUAUGCCACUCGGACCUACAUAUGCUCAAGAACGAGUGGGGCAACUCAGCCUAUCCUAUUGUUCCUGGGCACGAGAUUGCUGGUGUGGUGACAGAAGUGGGAAGCAAGGUGCAAAAGUUCAAAGUUGGAGACAAGGUAGGUGUUGGGUGCAUGGUUGGAUCCUGCGGAUCAUGUCAAAGUUGUGCUGAUGAUCUUGAGAAUUACUGCCCCAAAAUGAUUCUCACGUACAGUGCCAAGUAUAAAGAUGGCACAAUCACAUAUGGAGGUUACUCUGACUCAAUGGUUGCAGAUGAACACUUUGUGGUUCGCAUUCCUGACGGCAUACCACUUGAUGCUGCUGCACCUCUGCUUUGUGCUGGCAUCACUGUGUAUAGCCCUCUCAAAUAUUAUGGACUUGACAAGCCUGGCCAACAUUUGGGUGUGGUUGGCCUUGGUGGACUUGGUCACAUGGCUGUCAAAUUUGCCAAAGCUCUUGGUGCUAAGGUGACAGUAAUUAGUACAUCUCCUAACAAAAAGAAGGAAGCCAUAGAGAAUAUGGGAGCUGACUCAUUUGUGGUUAGCCGUGAACAAGAUCAGAUGCAGGCUGUCAAGGGCACCUUGGAUGGUAUCAUUGACACAGUUUCUGCUGUCCAUCCUCUUGUGCCUUUGCUUGGCCUGUUGAAGUCUCAUGGCAAACUAGUCAUGCUUGGUGCACCAGAGAAGCCUCUAGAGCUACCAGCAUUUUCUUUACUUUCGGGGAGAAAGGUGGUUGGUGGCAGUGCCAUCGGAGGGUUGAAGGAGACGCAAGAAAUGCUUGAUUUUGCUGCUAAGCAUGGUGUGAAACCUGAUAUUGAGGUUAUUCCAAUAGAUUAUGUGAAUACAGCAAUGGAGCGCCUCCUCAAAGGGGAUGUGAAGUAUCGAUUUGUAAUUGACAUUGAAAACACGUUGAAGGCAAGCUCUUGAAUAUAGAAUAUGCAUACAUGAUGAAGAUUUCAUAGACUGAACCUAGGGCAAGAGGGAAAAUUUGAUAGUUGAAUGUUGAUCUUAUUUUUAGCAUUGUGUGUGUUUGUCGUAGUGAGUUUUUACUUUGGAGGAUUUAGCUAGGCUAUUCCUUGAUAAAUAAAUAUACGUGAGGCAUGCAAACAUGGUUUGUUCUGUACUACAUUUGAAAGAGAGAAAUUCCGUGAGAAUCAGGAGUUGUUUUUAUUAUUUUGAUUGGCAAGAAAUUUACGUUGAUCAAUUAAAUGUUUCUGUACGCUGUUGAACCAGCGUGUGGUGAAAUAUAAAGUGUAAGGUUUUUCUCA
Cajanus cajan (pigeon pea) is the source of this 1531-nucleotide messenger RNA. Lineage: Eukaryota; Viridiplantae; Streptophyta; Magnoliopsida; Fabales; Fabaceae. The record is from RefSeq and is a predicted model, not a curated record.